GGGGGACUACCGUGACGGAGCUUUUUGAUGAACUUGUGCUGUAACCGAGUGGACCGUUAUUAUUGUCUCAGUGCCCGGACCCAGUACAACCGUCAGAGCGUUUUUGCGGGGAUAAAGGAUAAAGGACAUAUCCAGCCAAAAUGUCGAAGGUGGAAGGAGGAAUGAAGUGUGUGAAAUACCUUUUGUUCGUGUUCAACUUUAUAUUCUGGUUGAUGGGAUCCUUUGUUCUGGCAGUGGGACUUUGGCUGCGUUUUGACCCAGAAACUGUUUCUCUUCUCAAUGGUGAUAAGGCUCCAGACACUUUCUUCAUUGGUGUGUAUAUCCUGAUCGGUGCUGGCAGUCUGGUGAUGUUAGUUGGUUUUUUUGGCUGCUGUGGAGCUGUUCGGGAAUCUCAAUGCCUGCUGGGUUCAUUCUUCACCUGUCUGUUGAUCAUCUUCUGUGCUGAGGUGGCAGCAGGGGUGUUUGGAUUCCUGAACAAAGACAAGAUUAUCAAAGAUGUCCAGACUUUCUACACAACCAACUACAAUGAAAACAUUAACGGCACAUUGAUCAUCUCAUACCAGAAAGUACUGAACUGUUGUGGAACCGCAGAAAACCCCUGCCUUGACCCCACAAAAGAUACUAAGGACUGUGAGACAGGCAUUGAGGAGUUUUUCAACACUAAACUCUACAUCAUUGGAUACGUGGGCAUUGGCAUCGCUGGAGUCAUGAUUAUUGGGAUGAUCUUCAGUAUGGUGCUCUGUUGUGCCAUUCGCAACAGCAGGGAGGUCAUCUAAGUGUGACCUCUGCCCUUCCUGCCCCGAAAGACUGUACAGCCUUCAGAUCAAAUGACAACAUUUGUCAAUCCAGGGACCCAGGCAGUAAUUAGAUUAUGUCAAAUCCUUUCCACUGUGAUGCCUAAACCAGCUCUCUUAUUUCUUUAUUUGCAGUCACAAGCCAAGUAACAUGCUCUUCCUUCAACACAUUCAGAUAAGACUUAGUCCACAUAUCCAGUGGGAGCAGCAUGAUUUCAUGACCGGACAAUCUGUCAAAUUGUUUUUCCUCAUGGCCAUUUGGCAAACGUUACACUUUUUAACCCACAUACUGUCACAGUAGUGUCAAUGCUUUUUCACACAGCCUUGACACUGACCCCUUGGUUGUGGGAAACUGUAGCACAGGGAGAGCAAUCUGAGGUGAAAGCAGCUGAGUUUGCUUAUCUGUGUUUAUCUGUCUCGUAGGUAAGAAAAUCCUGAUUGGUGGAAUCAGAGCGUGGUGUCAAGAGAGGGAAUGGCCAAUGAAUGUGUUGGGAAAGCAUCCAUCAUGCAGGCCUAGCGCUCUUACUCCUACACAUACAGUAUCUGUAAACUGUACGAUCAAACCCGAUUGUUUCUAGAAACACAGUCAUUAUAUUAAAGGAAUAGUUAAAAAAGAUGCUUAUUCACGUUCUUGCUAUGAGUUUGAUUAGCUGAUUGAUAGCACAAUGUCAAUGUUGGUCAAUCUCGGCUGCAGCCCAGAGUUGGUUAGAUGACCACAAAUAACGGAAACAAGGCUCUAUUGUCUUUAUGCUAUGGUUAACUUAACUCAGGUACUACAACAGGCUGUAGCUUUAUAUUUACUUAACAAACGUAGGAGUGGUCUCGAUAUCCUAAUCUUUGAAAGAAAGUGAAUAUGUAUCAUUUAUAUCUAUUCUUUUAGGCAACUAUAUGCCUAUACACAUUCAAGUCUUUUACAAUUCAUGCAUACUUAAUUUUUUUUUAUUUAAACAAUGCCAGUAUGUUGUUCAUUACACAACACAAGCAAGUUUUACACGUCUUAUUAAACUGAAAUUAAUUUUAAAAAGCUGCCUGCAGCAUUAGGAACAGUACAUUGAAAAUCUAAAUCACACACAAACUAAACUAAACACCAAAAGGAAAACUCCCUUGUAUUUAUACACUCUCUUACAUAAGAGGGUAUCUCUGAGUCGCUGUUGAUGACUGUAUGUCAGAAGGUUCAUUUGGAGAUGUUUACAGGCUAAAUAUAUUCUAGUUGGUCAACUGAGAACAACCAGUUGGGCCGAAGAAAUGUGCAUAUCCAAACCAGGUCUUUGAUCUCUCGACACCUCCAUCUUUUUUCCCCCUGUGCCUUUAAAAGUGCACCGCCCACAACAACAAAAAUCUGAGCAAUACCCUCUGCAUUCCUCUAACUCAUCAACCUCAGCAGAUAUGAUAGUCGGACAGACAUGCCCAACCUGGAAUCACUUCCAUUCAUGCAGGUUCAUCGGGCCGCUGUUGAUUCUGUAGGUUUUAUAUUUGGACUCUGGUAUGUAAAUAUAAGUUUUCUUGUAGUUGUACAUUAUUUGUGGUUGAUGUGAUAGAUACUAUUUAACAUGCUGUGUGUAGACAGAAGCUUGCAGUAGUUGUACAUUGUUUAUGUAGUUAUGACCAUGUUUGCAUUAGUCAAACUUCUAAAUGUGCCUUUCUUUGAAGAUGAGCUAUUUUAGAACAUCUUGAUGUCUGAACGUAGCAAAACAUCUUAGCAAAGUGUAAAAAUGUUUGUGGAGCUGGACCGCAAGGAAUUGUCACACACAUUAGACUUGCCAUUAUUAUUGUGGUCUGUCUUAAAGUGUCACACUCAAAAGUGUCUUUUCAGCCAAGAGAGCUGAAGUGGUAAAAGCAACAAUUGAUCUGCCAACUAUUUCAAAAGCCUCUGAUCAAUCUGUGUGGAACACAAGCCCUGGUCAUUUCUUUUACAAUUGAGUGUAACGAGACACAAGAGAUGAGACACCAAAGGCUUGCUUACCACUCCAGCAGGCGGUGUUCAUUCUGAGCGAAGACACACAACAGAGUAACUUUCUCUGGAGUUAAAAUAAGGUUAACUUGGAACAGUUUAGUGCAACUCAAUCCAAAAAGCUGUUGCUGUGUUUCUCAGUUGUAUUUUUGGAGCAAAUCUGGAGAUAUAACGUGAAAAGAAAGUACAAGAAGUCAAGCCUUCUUUUAGUUGAUUGUGUGUUAAUUUAUUUUAAUACCAUUCCAGGCUUCUCAGGAAGAUAUGUGUAUGAAGUUUAAUAAAGCCUUUAAAUUCUA
Molecule: messenger RNA, 3041 nt
Organism: Eleginops maclovinus (Patagonian blennie)
Lineage: Eukaryota; Metazoa; Chordata; Actinopteri; Perciformes; Eleginopidae
Product: tetraspanin-2-like
Exons: 8
Coding region: 141-776 (211 amino acids)
Cellular component (GO): plasma membrane
Source: RefSeq, a predicted model, not a curated record